This is a messenger RNA of Eubalaena glacialis (North Atlantic right whale), 5437 nucleotides long. It is a transcript of the gene ACP2, whose product is annotated as acid phosphatase 2, lysosomal. The transcript is spliced from 11 exons. The record is from RefSeq and is a predicted model, not a curated record. Bases 47 to 1318 code for a protein of 423 amino acids. NCBI's taxonomy places the organism in Eukaryota, Metazoa, Chordata, Mammalia, Artiodactyla, Balaenidae. Gene Ontology annotation, cellular component: lysosome. Gene Ontology annotation, biological process: lysosome organization; dephosphorylation. Gene Ontology annotation, molecular function: acid phosphatase activity.
CCACUCAGCGGGUUCCAGCCUCUUUGCUGCACAGACUACAGCGGUGAUGGCGGGCAGACAGUUUGGCUGGAGCCGGGUGGCUCUUCUCCAGCUCUUUCUUGGUGUGAACCUGAUGGUGAUGCCACCUACCCAGGCCCGGUGUCUGCGUUUCGUUACCUUGCUGUACCGACAUGGAGACCGUUCGCCAGUGAAGACAUACCCCAAGGACCCCUAUCAGGAAGACGAAUGGCCCCAGGGAUUUGGUCAGCUAACCAAGGAGGGGAUGCUACAGCACUGGGAGCUGGGCCAGGCUCUGCGACAGCGCUACCAUGACUUCCUCAACACCUCUUACCACCGGCAAGAGGUUUAUGUGCGAAGCACAGACUUUGACCGGACUCUCAUGAGUGCUGAGGCCAACCUGGCUGGACUCUUCCCUCCCGACGGGAUGCAGCGCUUUAACCCAAACAUCUCUUGGCAGCCUAUCCCCGUCCACACUGUGCCCAUUGCCGAGGACAGGCUGCUGAAGUUCCCAUUGGGCCCGUGUCCCCGUUUUGAACAGCUGCAGAACGAGACCCGGCGGACACCGGAGUAUCAGAAUGAGAGUAUUCAGAAUGCACAAUUUCUGGAUAUGGUGGCCAACGAGACAGGCCUUACGGACCUGACACUGGAGACCGUCUGGAAUGUCUACGACACACUCUUCUGUGAGCAGACACACGGGCUGGUCCUGCCGCCCUGGGCCUCGCCCCAAACCAUGCAGCGUCUGAGCCGGCUAAAGGACUUCAGCUUCCGCUUCCUCUUCGGGAUCUACGAGCAGGCAGAGAAGGCCCGGCUGCAGGGGGGAGUCCUGCUGGCUCAGAUACGGAAGAACCUGACCCUGAUGGCAACCACCUCCCAGCUCCCUAAGCUGCUGGUCUACUCUGCGCACGACACCACCCUGGUUGCUCUGCAAAUGGCGUUGGAUGUCUACAAUGGUGAACAAGCCCCCUACGCGUCCUGCCACAUAUUUGAACUGUACCAGGAAGAUACCGGGAAUUUCUCAGUGGAAAUGUACUUUCGGAAUGAGAGUAACAAGGCCCCCUGGCCACUGAUCCUGCCUGGCUGCCCUCACCGCUGCCCGCUGCAGGACUUCCUUCGCCUCACAGAGCCUGUUGUGCCCAAGGAUUGGCAGCAGGAGUGCCGGCUGGCGAGCAGUCCUGCAGACACAGAGGUGACCGUGGCCUUGGCUGUAUGUGGCUCCAUCCUCUUCCUCCUCGUAGCGCUGCUCCUCACCGUCCUCUUCCGGACGCAGGCCCAGCCUCCUGGCUACCGCCACGUUCCAGACGGGGAGGAUCACGCCUGACAACCACUCAGCCCCCUUCCCUCUGCCUCCUAGGGGAGGUGGGCUGGGCCUUGCUCCUGACUGUUGCUGCUCCCUAGCCCAUGGACAGGAGACCCUGGGUUGGGCCUCCCUCUGAUCACCCCAACCUAUGUGAACAAAUGGGGCUCAGCUUGGCCCGUGGCACCUGUCACUCAGCAUUCAUGUGCCUGAUGUUAACCAAGUACUGUGUUGGACGCUGGCUUUCUCCAAACAGGAUUUGCCUCCUCCAUGCUCCCUUCUAAGGACCUGAAAUGUAGAUGAGUAUUCAAGUUUCACUCAGGACCUAGGAUAAAAAGACUGAAGGAGUUGCUGCUUGAUCUGCUUUGCCUCUCCAUCGAGCCCUGCUCACUCUCUCUUUCAACCCAGAGUCUUUGGCAAAUGGCCCAGAGGACACAGUCUUGCCUCUCAAUGCUUAUUUUAGUGGGAAAAACUGCACAACACCGGGGGUACAAACACUGGCCACCAAGGAACCAGAUCACCCAAGAGCCAGCCAGUGAAGUUUUCCUUUGUCCAGCUGAAGCCACCAUUAACUGGAGUCAGACAUAAUGCUUCCAGCAUCUUUGUCACCCCUGCACCUUGAGCAGGUCGGAAGGAUGUGUGUACUUGGGAGGGAGUCGGGGGAGGUGGGGGGGGGGGUGAGUUGUGGUACAGAAUCAUGAAACUACUAUCCCUCUCAUCUAGGCUGGGAUCUCCUGGGAUCUGCCAGGGAUCUCCAGCUGGCAGGCUGUGAGCUGAACAGCUCCUGACUGUGGCCCAGAAUGGGGCUGAGACAGCUUCCAGAGAAUGAAGGUUUUGGACUCUUAGUGCUGUUUUCUGUGCCUUUUCUUCAUUUUGGGGACCUGAGAAGCCCUUUGACCAGGUCAGUGCUGGAAGAUCCACUCAGAAGCUCAGUUGGGUAUGGUUUUAUUGGCCAUGUGAAUAGUGAGCACAAAUCGAAAACCACUACCUGAUCCUCUGCCACUGCAUGUCAGAGAGGAGAAAGAAGAGAAGCUUGGCUCCAGGCUACAUAUAGCAAGGACCCUUGGGGCAGCUGGGGCGCCAACUCUGGAGUUUCUGGAGCUACGUCCAGAACAGCACAUGCCGUGUCCCAGUCCCAGUGCCCCUGCGCCAACCCUAAGACUCGGAUACCUCUGGCCCUUUAACACAAAGCCGCCUCUUCUCGCAGAACGUGUUCUCAUGGGGCUCCAAGCCCUUGCUUGGCCCCCACCUUCAUUAAUGUCUCUCAUUUCAGCUUCCCAGCUUCCUCCUGGCUCCAAAUGAGAAUAUGAUAACCUAGGAGGAGUGAGACCAGUCUGACUCUUACCUUCCAUUAUCAGCCUCUGAAAACUUGGGGCUGGCGUGGGGAACCUAGGACUUGGUAAGGAGAUACCAGGAAACUGGGCAGCAGCCAGGCAUUGCUGUGACCAAGACAAAGCAAGAGGGAUGGAGGGCCUAGGCCGAAGAGCCCGCUGUCCCCUGGUCAUCAUCUUUACUGACUACGACCCUGGGGUGAAUGGAGCAGCGCUAAGCUGAGGUUAGCCUGCCCUGAACCUUGGGGAGUAGGGUGGGCUUUACCAGCCUGAGAUUCACUCACCCAUCACAGAGGCCAGUGUGUCCCCCAUGGGAUUGAACUCAUUGAGCUGCAGAGACAAGGGGAUAAGCAUGAGGAGGGAAUGAAGGUACUGGGAGAAGGGCACAUGAGGAUUAAUUUCUGGUCGUUUUUGAUCCAAUAAGGUAGGGUGAAUCCCUGCUUCCUCCCAUUAUUAUUUGAGGGCCCAAGCCUCACCGACAUGAUACCAGAAGAUUCUGGGUCAUACAGCUGAUACAUCAUCUUUCCUGAGCUUCCAUCAAACACAUCGAUUGUCCUUAAUUCAUGGGAGGUACAACUUUUGAAAUUAGGAUCUGGGUAUCGGCCCACGACAAUGAGGUUGUACCGAGGAUGCCAGGUUGCCUAGGAGAUGGAGAGGCAGGUCACAAGAGUAAACACAGAACACUGUCAAGAGGGACAUCAAAAGUAUCUUUGCCACUAACAACAAUUGUUAAUACAAUUGCCAACAAUUUAAGAAUGGAGAUAAGACCCUACAUGAAACAACAAGAAUGGUUUUCAAGUGCAUGUGCAGCUACCGUUGCAAAUUUAAAAUCCCCAGCUGGCCUCCCUGACCCUUAGGACACCUUCAGGCCUUCUCUCUCCUUUGCAUUUCCUGAGAUCAUACCAACUGAUAAAUGUUUUAACAUCAGCCCGACCCAGACACGAACCAAAGAGGUAAGCCUACAACAAAGCGAAAAGCCUCUGGUAACCAAAACCAAAUAGGACCUAAUAAGUUCUGAAGUAAUCCCACUACUCUCCCUCCUCCAUCAACGUCAAUGGGUUGAGUAGAAAAUGGCUAGUGACUGAGAAAGGGGAGGACACCUGUGUUCCUCAGAUCACCCUGCUCAAAACAAAUCUGGCAGUUAUUGGAAUGACAGAACUUGAUGGGAUUUUCCCAAGAAAGCUUUUCAAGGAAGUUCUGAAGGAGAAAAGACAUGGUUAGCAGGAAGGAAGAAGUGCUACCGACAGUGGCUUGGAAAUAAGUCACAAACAAGUCACACCUGGGAUGCUGUUGGUUGGGCUGGCUGGAUACCAAGUGGGAGAUAAGGAAGGAAGGAUCAAUGGGGAACACUAACUGCUAAAGGACCCUGAUGUUACUGAGAGCUUGGAUUUGAUUUGAGGUACGUGGGGGCCACUCUACUACCAAGUAAUCACUGUUUACUGAGUACUUACUAGGCGCUAAGCAUGUUGCCACGUGCUUUAAGUAUAAGGAUUUAUCCUCACAACCACAUUGUCAGUCAGAUACUAUUAUUCGCUUUUUAUAGACCAGGAAACUGGGAUCCAAAAUUUGAGUAAUUUGCUCAAGGAUUCUAACCCCAGGGGUGUCCGCCUGCCUGAACUAUGCUAUACUGACUAAAGAAGUACAGGCAUGAGAUCUGGAGGUCUGAAGAGGGACUGUGGUUCUAGAAAAGAAUAUAUACUAGUAAAGCAGAAGGACUGGCAAGAGUUCAGACUGCUUGGGGCAUGAGCAGGAAAGAAUCACAGGACUUGACGACUGUAAGCCUUAGGGACUGAGGCUAGAGAAGCCGCUAAUGAGGGCUAAGGUUAGCUUGCAGAUCAGCUGCACACACAGGUAACUGAAACUAAGGGCAGAACAGAGGGUUAGGAUCUCAGAAAGUGCCCACAGUGAGAUCUGGGCUGCGUGGAAAAAACUCAGGGAAAUAAGCUUAUCAAAGAGACAUGAAGAAAACUCAGCAAAAUGGGAUCACAGAGCUGGACAAAAGGUGCAGAGAGAGCCAGAGAAUAAGAGACUGCUUUGUGUCAGUGCAGGAAGAGGUCUAGCAUUGAAGGCUUCUGUAUCUGCCCCUUUCUCCCCACCCUGGUAGACCUGAUCCAUCCCACGAUCACAGCUCCCUUCCCUCCAUUACUUACCUUGAUGGGUGUCAGGUGCUGGAAGUGGCGAUGAGGGUGUGGGAUCAGGCUUGGGGGACAGUCCCACUGGGAGGCAGAGUAAACCCGGAUCUCACUCUUCUGGUCAGUGGUCAGGAGCUGGGCACCGUCGGGACUGAAAUGAGCUGGCAAAGUGAAAAGCCCCUGAGCUCAGGGAACCACGGGCCCCCUGUUGUCCUGGCCGUCACAGGCCUCUUGCAGGGGCACCCUCCCUCCCUCUCCUUUCUAGAGACAGGUGGAAGGGAGGUGAAUCUGGGCUGCGAACAAAAACAUCCUAGAGGCUCAGCAGCUGAUACGAGCAGCUAGAGUCAGAAAGGCUUCAGGACUUCAGCUUGGCCGAUGCUAUCAGGGGUAUAAAGGUUUGGCCUAGUGGCUUCUACACUUUGAGGGAAAACCCCUGAAGCGGUCGGGUCAGCAGGGUCUGCAGGAAGGACGAGGUCUGGUAUAUCACACCUGCAUUGACGGGAUGCCUGUGCAGCAGCGAGUAGAGGAAGCUGGAUUUCCCUCUAACCUGGCGCAGGUCCCAGAUUUUCACUGUUUGAUCUACGGAGGCUGUGGCCAGGAACCAAUCACAGCACGGGUUCAGGGCCACGUGGGUCACUUUCUUUUUGUGCAUUCUCAGAUUCCAAAGCUGCAGAGAAGAG